AUGCGCAGGGAUGUCGGGACCGCGCCGGUGCUCCCGCCUCCCUCCCGCACAGCUCCGUCUGCCGGGCGCGCCCCGCCACUGCCGCCGCCCAUCAUCCGGCCUCGGGGCGCGCCGAGGAUUCAUCUGCUCCUGGGGGUGCCAGGCACCCAGGGGAGCCAGAUCAUCGGGGGAAAGGCAGCAGCACCCCAUUCCCGGCCCUUCAUCGCCUCCAUCCAGAUGGACGGGGAGCAUGUCUGCGGGGGCUUCCUGGUGUGGCCCAAGUGGGUGAUGACAGCUGCCCACUGCCUCAUUCCCAGGCGCAGCCCCUCGGUGCGCGUGGUGCUGGGAGCCCACCGGCUGCAGGAGCCCGAGGAGUCCCAGCAGAUCUUCAGUGUGGUCGAGUCCAUCGCCCACCCACUCUACAACCCCCGUGCCGUGGACAACGACAUCCGCCUGCUCCAGCUGAACAGGUCAGCCACGCUGAACAAGUACGUGAAGCGGAUCCGCCUGCCUUCACCACACAUCGACCUGAAGCCCGGCACUGUCUGCUACGUGAUGGGCUGGGGGGACACCUCCAACUUUGGAGACCAGCCCACUGAGCUGAUGGAGACCAACACCACCAUCGUCAAGCGGAGCUUGUGCCGGACGCUGUGGAGAGGCAAGGUCUCGGCCAACAUGCUGUGCGGGGCCAGCCGCAACGCCACGCUGCAGGGUGUCUGUGCCGGUGACUCCGGGGGACCCCUGGUCUUCAAGGACAAGGUUUAUGGCAUCGUCUCCUUCUCUGGGGAGAGAUGCGGGGACCGCCGGUACCCUGACAUCUACACCAAGAUCUCCAACUACAUUGAGUGGGUGCAUCACACUGUGCAAAGGUUCCGCCGUCGGAAAGGGUGGCUGAAGCCCUGGUGUGGCUCAGAGUCCUGGGGGCAGGAGGGCUGUGGGAAGAGGGACUGA
This is a messenger RNA of Sturnus vulgaris (Common starling), 930 nucleotides long. It is a transcript of the gene PRSS57, whose product is annotated as serine protease 57. Lineage: Eukaryota; Metazoa; Chordata; Aves; Passeriformes; Sturnidae. Gene Ontology annotation, biological process: proteolysis. Gene Ontology annotation, molecular function: serine-type endopeptidase activity. The record is from RefSeq and is a predicted model, not a curated record.